CUGUGGUCCCCAGCUGCUCCAUGAUGGACCUUGCAGAGUGAACUCCUCUGAGUCCGUGUCCCAGAGAGCCGACUGUGGCAUACGCUGUCCAACAGAUCUCACCCUUGGGGCCUUCGUGGACCUGCCCGCACAAGCCGCCUCUGUGCGUUUGAAUCGAGGAUCAUCUCUGUUGCCGUCAUUUACACACCAGAACAGAAGAAAAUGGGCGGUUGAACGGCUCUCUGCCCCUCACGAGGGCGGAGCUGGUGGCUCUUGGGAUGCCGUGUCCGUGUGUGGAGCGUGGUUAUCACGGAGCUGUCAGGAAGCAAGUUUCAGGGGCAGGGACCGUUAGAGAGCUUAGUCUUUGAGUCUGUUGACCUCGGCUGGAGUAUUCUUCUGCAAGAAACAGAUAAUUUCCACCUCACUCAAACUGGUUCAGAAUAGAAAAUAAUUAAAACCUUUCCCCAGUUUACUUAGCAAAGCCAGGGUAGCCUGAUACCGGAAUCUGAUAAAGACAAGAAAACCACUUCAAAUCCAGCGGCACUGAAAAAAAAAAAAAAGGAACCAAAAGACCGCCAGGACCCUGAGCAGCGGCAUCUUCGUGCCUGGAAAACGCUUGGCUCCCAGUCAGGCUGCCAGGCUUUGCACGCCAGCUGUGCUCCUUCCCCGCGUCAGGGCCUUGGACUUGCUGUGCAGCCUCUCCAGGGGCUGGUCUGCUCCUUGUGCGGCGGGGGUGGUGAGGGGGCCCACCCGCCAGGAAGGUAAUGGGUGCAGCGCUCCCCCCAGCUGUCUGCACGUGGGCUGGGGCUGUGCGGUCCAACAGCGCGGCUGUGCCACGUGGUCUGGGCAGCUAAUUAUUUCUAACAGAAGGCUCCGCUUCCACCGCGUUUUGGGGAACCAGGCUCUUCGGCAGAGCCCGAUCUGAUCUGGAAUGUGAGGAAGAAGUGAGGGCUGCUUGAAUCCUCUUACGUCUUCUGUCAGCCUCCUUCGCACGGACACAGCACCAAACUCACCACGAGAAACUUCUUCACAGAAUUCCAUCCUGCGGCUGUGUGCACGGCCCUGGGCACCGGUGCGCGGGGCCUUCCACGUCAGAAAGGUGGUCGGAGCCCAUGGGCGCCCCCGCCUCACCUGACAGAAGGGGAGCCCACGCACAUCUGCCCCAUCAGUGCUUGAAACGGGAGGUCCAGAAACCACUUCGCAGAGCCAAGAGGGGUGGCUGGGGGAAGUCUCUCUUCUCCUGCUGCUGCAGUACCAGAGGCAUGUUUGCAGGGCUGGACCUGAUGCGGCGCAGCCCUUGCAGGGGGCGUCCUGGGCCAGCAAGGUGGGGUGUCUGGCUCACAGCUGAAGGCCACCAGGCUCGCUCCGAGGACCGUCGUCAGGGGACCCGAGUCCCAGCAUGUCCAUCGUGCGUGGAGGAAGAGAGAGGAAGUGAAGUCGAGAGAGCAGCCGCUGGGAGACACAUUCGAACUCACUCUGGAGAACAGUUUCCAGUUUUCCACAGACAGAAGGUGCUGGUGCCCCAGAGGCCCUGCUCUCUGGCUCCGACCACUAGUAAAUCUGCUGCCAAGAAGAGGAGCCAUGAAUUCCUCAUUCCACCUGCAUUUCUUGGACCUCAAGCUGAAUGCUACGGAGGGCGACCUCUCGGGGUGGAACAUCAGGAACGCGUCCUUGCCCUGUGAGAAAAUGAGCAUCGCUGUGGAGGUGUUCCUCGGCCUGGGCCUCCUCAGCCUGCUGGAGAACAUCCUAGUGGUUGGCGCCGUCGUGAAGAACAAAAACCUUCAUGCCCCCAUGUACCUGUUUGUGUGCAGCCUGGCCGUGGCCGACAUGCUGGUGAGCUUGUCCAACUCCUGGGAGACCAUCACCAUAUACCUAAUCACCAACAAGCACCUGGUGCUGGCGGAUGCCUCCGUGCGGCACCUGGACAACGUCUUCGACUCCAUGAUCUGCAUCUCGGUGGUGGCCUCCAUGUGCAGCCUGCUGGCCAUUGCGGUGGACCGCUACGCCACCAUCUUCUAUGCCCUGCGCUACCACCACGUCAUGACGGGGCGGCGCUGCGGGGCCGCCAUCGCCGGCAUCUGGGCCCUGUGCACGGGCUGCGGCACGCUCUUCAUCAGGUACUACGAGUCCACGUACGUCAUCGGCUGCCUCGUUGCCAUGUUCCUCGCCAUGCUGCUGCUCAUGGCGUGGCUGUACACACACAUGUUCCUCCUGGCCCGGACUCACGUCAAGCGCAUGGCCACCCUGCACGGCUGCGGCUCCUGGCGGCAGCGUGCCAGCAUGAGGGGCGUGGUCACCCUGGCCAUGCUGCUGGGCGUCUUCACUGUGUGCUGGGCGCCCUUCUUCCUGCACCUCACCCUCAUGAUCUCCUGCCCUCAGAACCGCUACUGCUCCUGCUUCAUGUCCCACUUCAACGUGUACCUCGUGCUCAUCAUAUGUAACUCUGCCAUCGACCCACUGAUCUACGCCUUCCGCAGCCCGGAGAUGCGCAAGACCUUCAAGGAGAUCCUGUGCUUGCAUGGCGUCAGCGCGCCCUGCCGGUCCCUGGGCAGGUUCUCCACGGACAGCCGCCUCUCUGCAGCUCCCUCACUGCCCUCGUGACCAGGUCGGCCAGGGCAGCCCAAACCGGACACCGUCACGCGUCCUUUCUUCCACCUCCAAUCUGUGCUUAAGAUGCAGAUGCCCCGGGCGGUCAUCGGGUCAGAUGCACACAGGCCACCUCUCCGUUCUGGGGACGUCUGACGGCUUCUCACUGCUCCUGCCCCUGCCCCUACCCCUACCCCCUUCUGGAGUCCACGUGUCCCCGUCUGCGAGGUGUGCACUCAGGGAUGUGGAGCAGGUCUCAGCUGAUGAGCACGGAGGCACAUGAAGGAAAAGCUGUGAACACCCCCAGGAGGAGGCCUGUAACUUUGUGUGGUGCCCUUGGGAGUUACGCACGCUUUUCAGGGCAGAGCGAUCAAAUUCUUUCCAUUUGAAAUUUCCUGCUCGUUUGCCGCGGGCCAUCCCUACAGCUCUCCUGUCCUGGACGUUUGGUUUCAGUGCUUGUGUCCAUGAUUGUGCAAGGGUGGAAUUUCUUUGAUUAUGCUUCUGUCAAUCACGUUUUUGCACUUACCCAGACAUAAAACUUCGUGCCGCAAAACUUGCCUCAUGUGGGAUGAAAAUCUCUGUGACUCUUUCUUACUGUCUUGUUCUGACUCAGUCCGGAGUUUCCAAAUGAGUGUUUUGGGGGUGUGUGAGGACUCCAGGCACCUCUGGGCUGCAUGUAGCCCACCCCACAGCCAAGCUACCUUUGACCUUCUCAGCUGGGAUCUUGGGGUCUGAAACCCCAUCACUGUCUUUGCACUUUGCAAUCUGACUCCAGCAGCCAGAGUAGGUCAGGGGCCCCACCUCUAACCCAGGGAGCCUCAUCUUCUCCAAUGUAGGAUGGAGUGAGGGAACAUGAGGUCAGUCCUGACUCUGCCACUAAUGGGUGAUGUCACCUUAAUCAGCUCAUUUCAGGCCCUGCAUCUGUGCUGGUGCUGACCUUACAGAACGGUCGUCAGAACUGAUGAGAAAAUGUGGGAGCACUUGAAUCCUGGAAAGCACCACAGGGACUGUCUAUGUAUUCUAAAGGACGGUUGCAGAUGGAGGUCAAUGCUUGGAGAGGGUGUGGAGAGCCACGGUCAGAGCACAGGUCAGAGCAGCAGUCAGGGCAGAGGUCAGGGCAGAGGGGACCUGCGUUGCCCUGGAGCAGGUGUGGGCCUUGGGUGCGUCUUCCUCGUCCCAGUGGCCGCGUCCAAUGUGAAAGGCUUGGCCCUCACAGUUCUGAAUUCCAUUCUUACUUUUGGUGUUAAUUCUGUCCCUUUUAUUUUGGAUAUUCGUGUCUGGAUGUCCCCAGUGAAGGAAAUGUGUAAACGUUAGGGUUACCCGCUGACGAGUGUGAGGCCUGCGGGGCAGGGGGCCUUCCUGGUGCAGUGCGUGGACAGCCUGUAGACCUGACCCCGCCGGCAGCUCAGUGCAGACGUGAGUCAGGUGCAGAGACAGCACGCCUCUGGGAAGAGGUAGGCUGGCUGCUCGUUGACAGCUGAGCUGUGAGGGGCAGGCAGCCCUCGGGCGCCUCUGGGAAGAGGUAGGCUGGCUGCUCGUUGACAGCUGAGCUGUGAGGGGCAGGCAGCCCUCGGGCGCUUCCUGCCCUAUCAGCUGAACGUUCCUGUGCAAGCGUGGAUGAGCUCCGUGCAGGCGUGUGGACCCGCCACCCGCGUUGUGUGGGCGCCUAGGAGCCCAGGCUCUGUCAGUGCUGGCCUCUCGCCGCCCAGCUUGCCUUGGUGGCCAUGCUGCCACCACAGUUUCUAGCACUCCGUUGAUGUUCGUGUUGCUGAACAGAAGUGUCCUCAGCCCGCUGCCUGGCAGCGCUCACUGAGUGCUGACUGAGCUUACCGGGGCCCGAUCCCGUGGGUGGAAUGAGACUUCGGCCCUUGGGGUUUACACUGGCUCCACCUGGGAGCCAGGCUGACUCACUGCUCUGGGUGCGUCGUGACUGCAGACAAGGUCUGACCUCUUCCACAAAGUCCUUAAGGAGAUGCACAGAUGUCUUUUAUCUCUAUUAUUAAUAGGCAGAAAUAACCCGAGUGUUUAGACGUGUCUUCCUUGGGAAGCAAUGCGUGUGCAUGGAGACCCGGUAACCACCUGUAAAUAAGCCAACCUCGGGAUCCCAGCACAAAGUCCCCCAAACAAAAAUCCAGGUAACCGUGGUACGGUUUUGUUUAUUAGCUCUUUCUGCUUCUGUAGGAACUUUAUUUGAUGUAAAAAUGUGUGUUCAGAAAUGGUUAAUAAAAUGGAAGGAGCAGACGGCCCAUCUGAA
Molecule: messenger RNA, 4819 nt
Organism: Camelus dromedarius (Arabian camel)
Lineage: Eukaryota; Metazoa; Chordata; Mammalia; Artiodactyla; Camelidae
Gene: MC5R
Product: melanocortin 5 receptor
Exons: 2
Coding region: 1561-2580 (339 amino acids)
Biological process (GO): adenylate cyclase-activating G protein-coupled receptor signaling pathway; regulation of metabolic process
Cellular component (GO): cytoplasm; plasma membrane
Molecular function (GO): melanocortin receptor activity
Source: RefSeq, a predicted model, not a curated record